ACGACGGCGCGGGCUCGAAGAAGAAAUAACCAUCAUGCUGAAGCGACUCCUAAUCCCCACUAGAAUAAGGCUAGACUAUCUAAGACACAAUACCAUCACAGCAGAAGCAAAAGCAACAGUUGCCAGUCCUCCUCCUGCCGCUCCCCAUGUGCCUGUACUCUGUGACAAAGCCAUCGAAUACUUGAAGGAGGCUCCCGGCAGAACCUUUUUCGACAUGACCUUCGGUGCUGGUGGUCACACGCGGCGAUUACUGGAGGCUCUGCCGGAUGCCAAAGUGUACGCCUUGGAUCGUGAUCCAGUGGCCCACCAGCUGGCGCAGGAGCUGAGCGAAACGGCAGAGUACAAGGGGCGGAUUAUCCCUCUGCUCGGUAAAUUCUCCGACAUCCCACGACUCUUUGGGGAGCAGAGCCUUGCGAAGAACUCGAUUGCUGGCAUACUCUUCGAUUUUGGCUGCAGUUCCAUGCAGUUCGAUGAGGCGGAACGUGGAUUCUCCAUCUCCCACGAUGGUCCGCUGGACAUGCGCAUGGAUGGCGGACGCAGUGGCGGCCUGACUGCCGCCGAUGUCGUGGCCAAGGCCGAGGAAGGAGACUUGGUCAAGAUUCUGCGCAUCUAUGGCGAGGAAAAGGCAGCCAAAAAGAUUGCCAGAGCGAUAGUCGAUGCACGCAACGGAAUGAUUAAGAUUGAGACGACGCGACAACUGGCGAAUAUCGUGGAGGAUGCCCUCGCCAGUGGACCGCGCAAGGACAAACUGCAGCGUCCUGCGCAUUCGGCCACUAAGGCGUUCCAGGCGCUUCGCAUCUUUGUGAACAAUGAGCUCAACGAAAUCAACUACGCCAUGCUGCUGGCCAACGAAAUGCUGCGCCUUGACGGUCGCCUGGUGACCAUCACCUUUCACUCGCUGGAGGACACCAUUGUGAAGCGGCACAUCGCUGGCAAUGUCACUGCUGGCGCUGCAAAUCUCAUGCCCCUAAAGUACUCCAGCCAUGGGCUCAUCGAUGAUCCCCAAAUGCUUCAAUCGCUGAGCGAAACCAACUGGCGGCAGCUCCAUCGUCACGUCAUUGUGCCCGACCCCGCGGAGGUCGCUCGGAACAGUCGCAGUCGAUCGGCCAAGCUGCGCGCUGCUGUUAAGAUUAGUGCGCCUCCAGAGAUCCAUGAAAAGAGCACAGAAUAGAGAGCUUGUUGCGCUCUCUGUGGCUGUUUUUUUGGGCAUUGCUUAUCGCUUCGGCCAAUUGACACCUUGCCGAUAAGGACGGACUGGUUUCUGUGCUAUUUGCUGAGGUUCUGUUCUGUUUGCCUUCGUGCAGAAUUGUUUGACUCUUUUUUGUGUUGGGUUUAGUUAGAUUAGGAAAACGCUGUUAAUUGUGGCAGGUAAAAGUGUUCUUCCUACAGUGGGAUCGCAUGCCAAAGAUCGUGGUUAAAAUAUACGCUU
Molecule: messenger RNA, 1429 nt
Organism: Drosophila subobscura
Lineage: Eukaryota; Metazoa; Arthropoda; Insecta; Diptera; Drosophilidae
Product: probable methyltransferase-like protein 15 homolog
Exons: 1
Coding region: 35-1171 (378 amino acids)
Biological process (GO): rRNA base methylation
Molecular function (GO): rRNA (cytosine-N4-)-methyltransferase activity
Source: RefSeq, a predicted model, not a curated record